Zychaea mexicana is the source of this 759-nucleotide messenger RNA. RefSeq names its product cold-shock' DNA-binding domain-containing protein. The record is from RefSeq and is a predicted model, not a curated record. The transcript is spliced from 5 exons. Gene Ontology annotation, molecular function: nucleic acid binding. NCBI's taxonomy places the organism in Eukaryota, Fungi, Mucoromycota, Mucoromycetes, Mucorales, Lichtheimiaceae. The coding region runs from base 176 to 706 and encodes 176 amino acids. Gene Ontology annotation, biological process: regulation of gene expression.
CUCACACACACGUCUCUUUUCUUUGUUUCUUUCUUUCAUCUUCUUUGUUCCACAACAACAAUAGCAACCACAACGCACGCAUACUUCUCUUUUGCACGUAUCAUUUUUAUUAAUACUACUACUACAACUACUACUACUGCCCAACAAUAAAACCACCCACGCAUCAUUCUUGAUAAUGGCAUCCUCCGCAACUGCGACAGCAAUCCCUCCGCCGCCGUCCUGCUCGCCCUCCCCUUCCUCUCCGUCAACAGCUCUUAUUGCUGCCCAUCCACGCAAACUCGGCCUCGUUAAAUUUUUCAAUUCAACCAAAGGCUAUGGCUUCAUUAUCCCCGCCGAAGAAGAACAGCAGCAGCUCGUAGCGACCGGUCAGCCGCCUGUUGAAGUUUUCGUACACCACACAGCAAUCACGGGCGGAGGCUUCAAGAGCCUUGCCGAGGGAGAGGAGGUCGAGUAUGAUCUGAUCCAAGGGCCUAAAGGCAUGCAGGCUGCCAACGUGUCCGGUCCUGGAGGUAAACCCGUUCAAGGCGAUCCAAACGCACAUCGAUCUUACCAUCAUCGCUACCAGAGUGGCGGAAGACAUCAUUACUACCAUCACCACCAGCAACAACAACGACAACAACAACAACAACAACAGCAGCAGCAUCAUCAUCAUCGUAGCCAUCAAGAUAGCAAUGGAAGUGGAUCAGAUGGAUCCAACGGUAAGUAGAACGGGAGGAUGGACGAGUAUGCUGUGGUGUGACUGAUAAGUAAUAGUUCCUU